This is a messenger RNA of Ascochyta rabiei, 870 nucleotides long. RefSeq lists its product as uncharacterized. The coding region runs from base 1 to 870 and encodes 289 amino acids. The record is from RefSeq and is a predicted model, not a curated record. The transcript has a single exon. Lineage: Eukaryota; Fungi; Ascomycota; Dothideomycetes; Pleosporales; Didymellaceae.
AUGAAUCGAACCGACAGUGGAUUCGUAGAGUCCCUUCUCUCACAGCCAUCCAACGGACAAACAACACCCUUGCACAGAAGCAACACCGCACCUCAUCGCCGUCGCACGGCGAAGGCAGCUCCGAGCUCGGUUGAGACUUCGGACGUUAUCAACAUGUCAACACACCGACCGGCUUCUGAGAAACGACCACGACCAUCAAACCACAGGUCAGCCUCCUCAUCCGAAAACUCAACUGCCAGAUCAAGAUCAAAGGGUCGCGGUCAUGAUUCGAAAUUAUCCUCCCGUCGCACUUCUUUUACCAUCGUGGACCCCUCUAGGCCAGCUCGUCACUACAGGGUAAAGAGCUCUCAACCCCUAUCGCCCGCUAGCCAGGAUGUCGACGACGUACUCGCACUACACUUCCGCAGUUGUAGUCUGUUUUCGAACCCAUCUUACCAGACCAAUUCUGCCCUACCGAGUCCGACAUUAUCUCACCAAGACAAUUUCGGUUUUUCUAAUGCGGCUCCACGUUUCAGUAUGGACGAGAUGGCCAUGGUCGAAGAGCAUGCCUCACCACAGGAGACAGAGAGCGCAUGCGUACAGAUUCCCACUACCACGACGCAUUGGAUCUCGCCCAACACGCGGAAGCGUGACUACGAGAGAAUAGACCGAGCCAACACUGGCCUUCGAGGACUGGUGAGGAGGGUGGUUCCGCGAUGUGUCUCAGGCCCACCGGAGAGAUUCUACGAAAAAGAUCAGUCGGACGCUGGAUCCGUUCGACGCUACAGACUGGAUGUUAUCGAAAGUCGCAUCAACGAGAAGGACAUCAUACGGCUCCCUGCCCACGCCUCGGAACGGCCUAAGCUGAAGUCGAGAUGGACUUGCUUCUGA